ACGAAUUUAAGAGUGGCGUGAUUCUGUUCUGUAAGACUUUGGAAUGGAAGACAUCGGGAAGGACAACGAUAAAGACAGCAGGAAGGUCAACAUUUUUUCACAACCAUGGAACGACAGCGACGUAGUAUUAGUAGUUGAAGACAACGAGUUUCGUGUCCAUCGUUCUAUUUUGUCAUUGCAAUCCCCGGUGUUCAAGGCGAUGUUCAACGGCAAUUUCAAGGAUGCAACAGAAAAGAAGAUCGAGCUAAAAGAUGAUAAAUAUGAAGCGAUGUUGCUAUUCCUUCAACUAUUAUACCCACCGAACAUGCUGGAUGAGAAUAAAGGCAAUGUAGAUAUCAACGAUGAAAAUGUUCUUCAAAUUCUUGAAGUUGCCGAUAAAUACACAGCAAUAAAUGUGAUAAAGCAAUGUAUGAGAGAAACUGGGCGUCUUAAACCGGAGAAUACAAUGCGUCUACUCCCUUAUGCCUCACGACAUGAAUUACCACUUGAAAAAAUAUUUAAAGUUAUUGCUCGGCGUAUAUCAAUGGAUGAGCUAGAAACGUUUUCAUCACAACUUGGCGACGAUUCUGUUUACAUCAAGACGUUGGAGACAAAGUGUCGCCUUCAAGAGAAUGUCGCAAAGCGGGCACAUACCAUGAUGCUAUAUUUGUUACAAAAAUACGUAGCAGCAGAAAUGGCUAAGGAUAGGGAGAAAAAGUCUGUCAGUUGUGUUCGACACAAAUCUCUCGACGUCGAAAAUUUUAAGGAGGCAAGAAAAUGUGAAAAUUGUUUAGAGGCUUACAAGAAGCGUUUCAUUGAUAAAUAUGUCUACCCCAAUACAUAUAGUUUUGCAGAGAAGAAGUCAUCUCAAAGUAGUUCGGAAUUUAUUGAAUUACUUGAACUUACAGACGAUAUUGCAACUUCUCUGCAAAGUUAGACAUGCACAAUAUCCAACAGGGUUGCUGAGAGGUCGGAAACUUUACAGGAUCACCAACCAUGGCCUGAUUUUCAGGGGUGAGAAACGAUCUCAAGUGAGUUGUGCACCUCCCCUCUACAAACACAAUCACCCC
Paramuricea clavata is the source of this 1049-nucleotide messenger RNA. The record is from the annotation of a GenBank genome assembly. NCBI's taxonomy places the organism in Eukaryota, Metazoa, Cnidaria, Anthozoa, Malacalcyonacea, Plexauridae.